This is a messenger RNA of Oncorhynchus kisutch (coho salmon), 2917 nucleotides long. Its product is annotated as G-protein coupled receptor family C group 5 member C-like. Gene Ontology annotation, molecular function: protein kinase activator activity; G protein-coupled receptor activity. Gene Ontology annotation, biological process: G protein-coupled receptor signaling pathway. NCBI's taxonomy places the organism in Eukaryota, Metazoa, Chordata, Actinopteri, Salmoniformes, Salmonidae. The transcript has 5 exons. Bases 370 to 1680 code for a protein of 436 amino acids. The record is from RefSeq and is a predicted model, not a curated record. Gene Ontology annotation, cellular component: intracellular membrane-bounded organelle; signaling receptor complex; extracellular exosome.
AGAGAGAGAGAGAGAGAGGCAGUCGCUAUCCAGGGACCAAUCGCUCCUCUGUCCACAUCACAGCCACAGGACUUCAGCACCUAGUCGCCUAGUUUUGUGAGAUCCAGCCCUGAUUUCAAUAUUUCAACAUUUUACUAAAAGCAGUGAGUGCAGUGUCAUUAGGGCUCAUUUAAAAACAACUAGACACGGAAUAUACACGACAUUUUCAAAAGAGCUAUUACCUUUUAACCCACUGGAUAGGCUACCUGGAGACGAUGUUGAGCGCGUUUUCUAUCGUUGUGGCUUAGAACAGGUGAACGAAUAGCGACAUUAUCAAAGACCACCAAGAACAAAACACUGAUCAGACACCCGAAGGUGCUGCCCAACAACAUGGACCACACACUCCAGAGACUUCAUCUCCUAGUCCCGACCGUCAUCACUCUCUGGUCUUUCCCCGUCUCGAUGGCUGCCAGUGUGACCCCAAGUGGGUGUGGCUCCAACGUAGGCUCCCUGUACUACAGCCUGUGUGACCUCAGUGCCGUAUGGGGCAUCGUGCUGGAAGCGUUGGCGGCGGCUGGCGUGCUGGUCUCCAUCGUCCUCUUCAUCGUCCUCCUGGCCAGCCUGCCAUUCAUCACAGACAAGAAUAGGAUGUGCUCCGUGGGCCUCCAUGCCUGCUUCCUGGUCAGUACCCUGGGCCUCUUCUGCCUCACCUUCUCCUUCAUCGUAGGGAAGGACUUCGCCACCUGUGCUUCGCGGCGCUUCCUCUUUGGGGUACUGUUCGCUGGGUGCUUCGCGUGUCUUCUCAUGCAGUGUGUGAAGCUGAACCUCCUGGCCCGCAGGGGAGAUCGGGGGCCCCGGGCCUCGGUGCUGUGUCUGGGAGCCCUGGGACUCUGGCUGGUGGAGGUGGUCAUCAACACAGAGUGGCUGAUCAUCACUGUGGUUCGAUAUCCUCUCAACGCUACAGGGAUAGCACUUGGCACAGCCACAGACGUGCCUUGUAACAUCGCCAACCGGGACUUUGUCAUGGCGCUGAUCUACGUAUUGAAUCUUCUCCUAGCUGUCAUUGUGGCUUCCAUACCCACCCUGUGUGGGAAAUACAAACAGUGGCGCAAGGAGGGAGCCUUCAUCCUCGUCACGGGUCUCCUCUCUGUGUUCAUCUGGGUGGCCUGGAUCACCAUGUACGUCUGGGGGAACCUGAGGACCGGCAGACCCAGCUGGGAUGACCCUACCCUGGCCAUCGCCCUGGUCAGCAACGCCUGGGUGUUCCUGAUCCUCUACACCAUCCCAGAGAUAUGCUCUCUGACCGGGGAAGAGGAGGGGGGCGCGCCAGGGUUCGGAGAGGACCUGAGCAGAGGUGUGGGCUAUGAGAAUAUCCUGAGGGAGCAAGGAGCCCAGAGCAUGUUUAUGGAGAACAAGGCUUUCUCUAUGGAUGAGCCCAACUUCGGUCCCAAAGUUGUGUCUCCAUACAGCGGCUAUAGUGGUCAGAGCCACCAUUCUGUCUACCAGCCCACUGAGCUGGCUCUCAUCAGCAGGGGAAUGGGGAAUCAGGAAAUGUCUCACAUCCCCCGAGCCUCCACCAACAACAGCUCCGUGGCCCACAGCGGGGGCAGUAUCCUUUCGGGUCGCACCGACAAGACAGCAGACACGCAGACCCAGCAGGGCCACAGUGGGAAUGGACUGCAGAAGAUAUCCCAGUGGUGAACACAGACUACUUUACACCCCUCUCCUCAAGACAUAUUUAUUGCUACAGUUUCCUCAUGUUGACUCUAUUUUGCUGUUGUCCAUUGCAUCCUUGAUAUGAGCUGGUUUUAACGGGACCCAUCACAAUGAGGCCUACCUGAACUCUGACCUAUCAGCCUAUCAGACUCCAGAGGUGACUUUUAGGUGAACGACAUGAACAGUUUGCCCUUUGUAAAACCCCUAAAGAUUGGAAAGUCCUGUGUACGACAUAACCCUCUAUCGAUAGGUGGACAGUGUCCAACAGGUCUGUCUAUCCCUGUUCCAGUCCCUGCCCCAUCUGUCUGUCUGACAGAAGUCAAAGCAACCCACAGAGCGCAGGCCCAUGGCGUUGGGAGAGAACAAUACCUUUUGCAGAGGUCACCUCUGACUAUGAGCUGAGCUCUCCGCUGGACACACUGUGAAAGAUGAAAUGUGAGAUAACAGCAUGGAAUACUAGUCUCACUCUCUCUUAGCAUGUGGGGGUGUAUUUAGGCUACAAAGAUAGAUAUACAUACACACAGACACACACACACACACACACAAUAGUCACAUACACAGUAGUCACGUGGAAGUGCAGCCAACAACAGGAUCAGUCAAGCGAGGGGGCAACUGGUGUGAUGGGAUAAACCUGUCAUCCCAGUGUUCUCAGAAGAGGACCCCUUAACAGUGGAACAUUCCAUACCUGGAACACCCUCUAUGGUUCCAUGGAAUCUUGGAAAAGGUCUCUUCUGUCACGGGGGAUACCUACCUAACACUAAUGCACUCAUUUAUAGGUUUAGCAUACAGAAAGCGUGUACUUUCAAGCUCUCAAUUGAAGUAAGUGUCAAUAUUAUUAUGUCAAUGUUUAGUGCCUGGCUUGUGAAUGGGUAUCACUUCCAGAAAGUUAAAAUUGCUAUUUCAAUUUGUAGCUAAAGGUUGUUGAAUGACCUAAUGGUAAUGCCAUGCCAAUGAAUGGCUUCUCACUACAUAUGUACGGAAUCACUUGUUGUAUGAAUUGUUGUAUGAAUUUGGAAAUAUGAUAUUUAAGACAUUUACAGUAAUUACUUCUCUUGUAAUCAGUUUUGAGCCAAGACCUGUAAAUGAAAUCCUGAAUGUUCAAUCUAAUAUGAUGUUGUAAAGCAACAGUGAGUGAAUUGAUUGGUUGAACAUACUGUAUCAACAGCCAUUGAUGUCUGAAAGAAAAAUGAAAAUCGAAAUAAACAUUUAAUGGUGAAGUACA